Messenger RNA from Paramuricea clavata, 381 nucleotides. The record is from the annotation of a GenBank genome assembly. NCBI's taxonomy places the organism in Eukaryota, Metazoa, Cnidaria, Anthozoa, Malacalcyonacea, Plexauridae.
AUGGCGUUAUAUCUUAUCAGUUUUAAAUAUUUCUGUUUAGUCAAUACAGCUGCCAAAAAGGAGGAUGGCGUGUCGACUGUUGUAGUAUGGCAUAUUGUUGUGACGUUGGUGUCUGCAUUUAUUCUUGGAAUACUCUUUUCCUACAUUGUCUCGUGUUCUCGUCGUCGUUGGCUUAGAAACAGAAACCCUGAACCAAAAACAACUGAAGUUGAUACAACUUAUCAAGAGCUUGAUCUUUCAAAAAUGAAUACAGAAGAUAAUUAUCAAUCGUUGAGAGUGAAUGCUACAAAUAAUGACACUGCGGUUAAUGACGAUGAAUCUAAUUAUACUGAAUUGAACAAAACUACAGAUGUGGAGAACAACUACGAAUCUUUAACUUGA